AUGUUUUCCAAGCGACGUGUAUUCAGUAUUGUCAAGCGGCAUGGCUACAACUAUGCUAGAAAGCAAGUGACAAGCCUUGUCAUUCGGAAGACUGUCAGCGUCUUCGAGCAGCAGCUAGAGAAGCGGGUAGCGGCGAUUGUGGACCAAAGACUAGCGGAGAUCUUGGAGAGUAGGAUGGACGAUCUGUUCGAGGAGAAAUUGGAGAGUGUGACGACGGGGGAUUGGAGGGGUUUGCUGCAGCAUCAUGCGGUGAGAAGAAAGAGUACCGCAACGAGAAAGGAGAGCAUGGUAAAAAAACAAGAUCAGAGUACUAGGAGCAGAGAUGUGGAGGCCGCAGCUCGUCGCGCGAGUCUAAGGUCGAACAAGGAAUGGGUUGCGGAGAGUGUAGUGGAAGAAGGCAGUCGCAGGAGUCCUAGGUGGAAGGAAGUGGGGUGGAAGAAGGAAGUUAAUAAGAAAGAGGUCAAGGCACGAAAAAGUCGAAGAGGUACAAUGCGAUCUAAACGAGUCGGCGCUAGAAGCUAA
Molecule: messenger RNA, 522 nt
Organism: Bacidia gigantensis
Lineage: Eukaryota; Fungi; Ascomycota; Lecanoromycetes; Lecanorales; Ramalinaceae
Exons: 1
Coding region: 1-522 (173 amino acids)
Source: RefSeq, a predicted model, not a curated record